This is a messenger RNA of Capsicum annuum, 2054 nucleotides long. RefSeq lists its product as uncharacterized. Gene Ontology annotation, molecular function: methyltransferase activity. The record is from RefSeq and is a predicted model, not a curated record. NCBI's taxonomy places the organism in Eukaryota, Viridiplantae, Streptophyta, Magnoliopsida, Solanales, Solanaceae.
GUUGUACCAUAGCUUGCAAUGAUGGUGCAAAAGAAGUAUUUGAGGGAUGCAUAAUAGCUUCACUUGCUCCAGAUACUUUGAAAAUGUUAGGCAAAGAGGCAACGUAUGAUGAAACAAGAAUAUUGGGGACUUUCCAGUUUGUCUACAGUGAUAUUUUCCUUCAUCGCGAUGAAAAAUUCCUGCCUCAAAACCCAGCAGCAUGGAGUGCUUGUAACUUUCUUGGAACCAUGAAUAAUAGAGGAUGUGCGACAUAUUGGCUCAAUGUAAUCCAGAAACUUGGUGAGUCAAAGAUGCGUUAUCUCGUAACCUUUAAUCCUCCUCACACACCAGAACAUACGUUGCUUAAGUGGAAAACAAGACACCCAGUCCCCUCGGUUGCUGCAUCACAAGCUUCAUGUGAGCUACAUCAAAUCCAAGGGAAGAGAGGAAUAUGGUUUUGUGGAGCAUAUCAAGGCUAUGGCUUCCAUGAGAAUGGACUUAAGGCGGGUGUGGUUGCUGCAUAUGGCAUGCUUCAAAGGAAUUGUAGUAUUCUGGACAACCCCAAAUACAUGGCAUCAACCUGGCCAGAGACAGGAGCACGCCUCCUCGUUACUAGAUUUCUAAAAAGUUUCAUUAAAACAGGAUGCAUAAUCUUGCUGGAAGGAGGUACAAUUGUCACCUUCCAAGGAACAGAGAUGAACUGCUCUCUCAAAGUUUCUCUAAUAGUUCAUACUACACAGUUCUACUGGAAGAUUGCAACUGAAGCUGACAUCGGUUUUGCUGAUGCUUUUAUUCAUGGGGAUUUCUCUUUUGUUGAUAAAAAUGAAGGUCUUCUUAAUCUUUUCAUGGUACUUAUUGCCAACGGAGAUUUGAAAGAAUCUGUUAAAAGGUCUUGCAAGAACAGAGGCUGGUGGACACCACUGCUUUUUACAGCACUGCCGUCAUCUGCAAAAUACUUCAUUCGUCAUGUUUCAAAUCGGAACACCCUGACUCAGGCUCGCCGCAAUAUCUCUCGUCAUUAUGACCUGAGUAACGAACUCUUCUCACUCUUUCUGGACGAGACAAUGACAUACUCAUGCGCAAUAUUCAAGAGUGAGGAUGAAGACCUAAAAGAUGCACAGCUGAGAAAAAUUUCUGUUCUCAUUAGAAAGGCAAAAAUUAGCAAGGAACAUCACAUUUUAGAUAUUGGAUUUGGUUGGGGAAGCUUUGCUGUGGAAGUUGUCAAGCAAACAGGAUGCAAAUAUACUGGUAUUACUCUCUCCGAGCGGCAACUGGAGUAUGCACAGUUAAGAGUUGAGCAAGCAGGCCUUCAGGAUCAAAUUACAUUAAUCCUAUGUGACUAUCGCCAAAUCCCAAAGGAGGACAAAUAUGAUAGGAUUAUAUCAAUCGGGAUGUUGGAACAUGUUGGUCAUGAUUUCUUAGGUGAAUUCUUUACUUGUUGUGAGUCUGCAUUGGCAAAAAAUGGGCUUCUAGUUCUGCAGUUCAUUUCAAUACCAGACGAGAGGUAUGACAGUCACAGACAUAGCACAGACUUCAUGAGAGAAUAUAUAUUCCCAGGCGGAGGCUUCCAUGCACUAAGUCAAGUAACAUCAGCCAUGGCUGCUGCAUCAAGACUAUGUGUAGUUCACCUGGAAGAGAUAGGAAUUCAUUACUACCAGACACUCAGAUGUUGGCGAAAAAACUUCCUGAAAAAUAAAAGCCGAAUUCGUGCUUUGGGAUUCGAUGACAAGUUUAUCAGGACAUGGGAGUACUACUUUGACUAUAUUGCUGCUGGCUUCAAAACGUGCACAAUUGGAGAUUAUCAGAUUGUAUUUUCAAGGCCAGGCAAUGUUGCAACAUUUGGUGAUCCUUACAACGGUGUGCCUUCAGCUUAUUAGAGUUGCUUUCUUUGGAAUAUUAUAUCGUAACUUUGUCUUUGCUAAUAAAUAGUUCCUCAAAACAGCAUGAAAAACUAAUAAAGACAUAUCAUGUCAUUGGCUUGUGCUGAAUUCUGUUAUUCUCUUGUACCCAUGUAUUGUGUGAAAUUUUUUCAAUUACCUAAUAAAAGCUUUUCGAGGGAUUUACUAUUAUUAAAA